Xyrauchen texanus (razorback sucker) is the source of this 4199-nucleotide messenger RNA. RefSeq names its product Ras association domain family member 3 (gene rassf3). Bases 198 to 1412 code for a protein of 404 amino acids. Gene Ontology annotation, cellular component: cytoplasm. Gene Ontology annotation, biological process: signal transduction. The record is from RefSeq and is a predicted model, not a curated record. The transcript is spliced from 6 exons. Lineage: Eukaryota; Metazoa; Chordata; Actinopteri; Cypriniformes; Catostomidae.
AAACAUGACGCUCGUCUCGUGCACCUGUCUUACCUGCUCGAGCACAACACCUACGUCUUAAAGAAAUGACUUGGCUGGAUGUGUUGGCACUGUAUAUCAAGUGAAAUGUCCUCUCACAAACUUCCAAGAGCAAAAUUUGCAUAUCAACAACUGCCUUUGUUUUUUUGGCAUCACUGUUACUCGAUAACAUUCUCAUUAUGAUGCAUCACAAUCGGAAGUACUCCCCGCCGCGCUACAGCGUCGUCGUAACGUCGUUAGAGGUGCCUCAGCUGAACCGAUUACCCACCUCACGGACGGAAGAAGGUGACCUGAUGGAAAGCGCGGAGAAGAAUGCACCCAGAGCCAAAUCUAGAAUGCGCAACGCGAAGCUGAAAGCCUUGAGGGGCCCUCAGUCUCCACAGGGGGCCCGCGUGCCUGCAAACAAUGCGCAAAACGACGCGCUACCGCAGGCGGUGGAGAACGGAGGAGCCCGCGCUAGAAAAAGGGGCUAUAAACCCCCGGAUGUGAGGACGAUUUUCGAACCCUCUGACAAGGAUCCACGCGUGAAAGAGGAAAGAGGAGAGGGACACGCGUUUUGUGAGGACGCGGCGCACUCAUGGUGCGAUGUGUGUUUCGGAUAUAUCUUCCAUGCUGGUCUGACAUGCACAGGUUGUAAAUACACGUGUCAUGCCCAGUGCCGUGACCAGGUGGCGCUAGACUGUCAUCAGAAUGGAUCUUCUAAUGGCUGCCCACUCAGUCCUCUUGCUCAGGACCACCUUAACAACAACCAGUCAUCACACAGCGAUGUGGAGAAAGAGAGAGAACUGCGCACUCAUCUCACACACGAGGAGAUCAGACAGAAGGUGGAGCAGUACAACGCCGCUUCACGGGACCACUUUAAAAUGACUCUGAAUUCUAACGGGUUGUACACCGGCUUCAUCAAGGUACAGUUGGACUUGCGGAGGCCCAUCACGGUGAAAGGGAGCGGGGCAUGUGGGGUCAAAGGUCAGGAGGCAUUUUUCCUUCCUCGCGGCUCCAUAAACACCCUGCACAUCAGCAGCAACAACACUGUGCAACAGGUCAUCCAAGCCCUGCUCAACAAAUUCACCGUGGCCGACAACCCCGCCAAGUUCGCCUUGUUCAAACUCUUCAGCCGAGAAGACCAAGUAUACACCUGUAAGCUAGCAGAGGAUGAACACCCUCUCUUACUGCGUUUAGUGGCGGGACCCAGCAAAGGCACACUCAGCUUUGUCCUGAAGGAAAAGCAAACCGGUGAAGUCAUGUGGGACGCCUUCUCUAUUCCUGAGCUGCACAACUUUCUCCGCAUCCUGGAUAAAGAGGAACAGGACCAGAUUUGUGUGAUAACCAGACGCUACAGCAGUUACAAAGAGAAACUAGAGGAGGCCAUGAGAGCUGUGGGCGGCCCGGGCUAAUGCUAAUGUUUAGACAAGAGAAUUAACUGUAGGACUGCUGCCUCUAGUGGUCACUGUGUGUUAUGAACACUGUUAGGUGCCAAGCAGAUACCCGCUUGCAAAAACUCCAAAAGAGGAGAACACUGGACUCUUUCACCUCUCUGAAUGCAUCACGAGUGCCAUAUUUGCCCUCCCACUCUCUCUUGCUCUUCACAGUUUGAACUGCUGCGGUUCUUUUGUAUUUGUAAUGUAUUUCUUUCUGAACUUUUACCUCUUGAUCUUGUGAAAGAUGCAAACGUGUUUUUAUUUCAUUGUUAGAUGCUGUGGUUUGUAUAUAUUUUUGUUUGUUGUUUUUAAUUUAUGUGGGUGAAGAUUCUUUUUUUUUUUUUUUUUUUAAAUAUAUGAGAGUCUUAUUUUAAUUCAGAAAUGUGUGCUAUCCAGAAACUGAUGGGGAUUGUUUAUAUAUAUAUAUAUAACUAUAUAACUGACUCAAUGUGCCCUACCAAAGAUAGUGUUGGCGUUUGAUGUGCUGUUGACAAGAUUGACAAAUGUAGCAUGUUAGGAAGAUGACUUAAACUGCAAAUCACAUGCCAAGUGUGACCAAACAAAAGAGAGAAAAGAUUUCAUAUUGACAGGAAGUGUAUGGUUGUGAUUAGAGAACAGUAAAUGUGAAGUUGUAGAGUGAGAAAGUGAAGAAAAAGGCAAGAAGAGAGCCAUUUAACAUGUCACUUAAAAACUGAGUUUUUUGGGGGUUAUUUGGUGGAAUUGGAUGAGAAUAGAUAUCGGGAAGUUAGCAAAUGUGUGUAGAGGAUGUUGGAAACCAUGUGAAGGGAGCUGUCCCACACGGGUCUUGGAACAAAUGGAGUUUGCUUCCUGACCUCUGCUCUUCUGAAGAUGUGACUGAUGUUGUUUAGGGUCUUUUUUGCAUUAGGAUCGUGAUGUUAAACGGUCAUGGGUUUGAAAACACAAUCACAGUGAACAAAGCAUGUGUUUCUCUGUCAUGGUUUUAAACAGGGGCGCCACUGCUUAUCAACCCUGAAAAAUGCAUUAAAGCGGAAGAUUACAAAUUAUGGAACGUCAAAGCGUCUUCAAAACUGCUUCAUUUGAUGGUAAAACGGGAAAGUAGAUUUGAGCUGUGCAAUGCCAUUAGAUGGUAAAAACUUAUUUACAUUGUGGUAUAAUCUUUGUUUCCAUCUGUGAUUCAUGCAUAUACACGCAUUGUGAUGAUUUACCACGGAGUUACUGUAUUAGGAGUAUUCAAAGUUCUCUGUUCUGCCAAAAGAGCUUUAUUUUAAGGGUAUUUCUGCAUGGCAUUGAGUGGCACCGUUCUACAUUAUUGUGAUCACUCUCACGAUGUGGCUGAAACGUUGCUGUUAUUAUGUACAGAAUGCAGCCAAUAGUCAAGGCUACUUUGUCACAGCACACAGGGUCAACAAUGGAACAGUUUUAAUGAUUCUUGUGUAUCUUAUUUAAUAUAAAGACACAUUUAUGUUUUAAUUUCUUUAUGCCAGUGCUGAAUGACGGUUUUCUGAUGAGUACUGCACCAUCUUUUUGUGUCUUUGCAAUGUCCACUGUGCCACAUGCAUAGCGAGCUAGUGGCACCUUGUGGUCAACUGCUGUAAUUACCAAUCUCUGCAGUCUUAUGGCUCAAUUGUCUUAAAGACACAGUUUUCAUGUUUAUUUUGUUAUUAUUAUGAUUGGUUCUAUAGCCUUUAACCAAAUGUUUAGUUGAAAUCCAAAGUUUAGUUUAAGUUUGAAACAAAUUGCCUGGUGCAAUCAAUUUGUGCACCUUACAAAGUCAGGUUAAUUUACAGUAUAUCUAUAUUGUCAAAUGGUGUUACCAUGGCAACUUUAAUUGUAAACACUGGGGUGAAUAUAAAUCAGAAUAACUAGUCAAAUUUUUAUGUGAAUAUAUCACAAUAGUCUCAAUAUAUGCAAUCAAAAUAGAGUGGUUGUCAGGGGGAAAAUGGUAAUCGUUUGAAUGCUUUAAGGGCACUUUAUGUUUUAAUUCAGGGAUUUGUUUUAUUUUAUUUUUUUUAGUCAUCAGAUGCCUGUGGUCUUCCACUGUUUUAAAACUACAUUGCGUCAAGUGGAAACUCAUUUGUGUUUUAUUUUUUUGUUUUUUAAUUCAAUUAUGUACUUGAUUUUAUAGUUCAUAAAGUUCAACAAGCUUCUGUUUGUAGAGUAAGACUGUGAAUGAAUGUUUUGAAACUGUAAUGCUUAUAUUCAUGUGUUGUAAAGGUGUGUGGACGUGAGCAUAUUGAAUAUAAAUGCAUGCAUGCAUGUGCUAAUUCAUGUUAUAUUUAUUCAUGGCUGUUUUAGGACAUCACUGGGCCAGUGCUGUUGAGAUUUCUGUUUAACAGCAUAUUUAGCGAUUGAUCACAAAACCCAUACUCUAUAUUUGCCAAAACAUGAAUUAUCUCGUUUUGUUCCACAGUUGUAGGUUACGUCCAUAUGACAUGAACUGGUUUUGUGACUGUAUGUUUUAUCUGCAGAGAUGAAAAGGGGGGCAUAUACAUAUCUCUCUCUACCAACAAGCCACUUACAUCAGUCCCAUUCUAAAAGUAUUUUGGUAUUGGAACUGUUAGCAGAGGUGGCAUAUGGGGAUGCACAUUGUCUGAGAUCGGUUCAGAAGAUACAGUGCCUCACUGAAUGUGGGUUGGUAGAAUCCACAUAAAUCAAGAUGCAAGUCAUGCGUUUUUGACAAUGAUGGAGGUAUUCUGUGGGUAACUUAGUUUGUAUCGUUACCGAUUGUGGCCUUUCUUGUUAAAGACCUUGUUUCUUUAAUAAAGAUGAAAUGUUUCUCAA